This is a messenger RNA of Epithele typhae, 1482 nucleotides long. RefSeq lists its product as uncharacterized. The transcript is spliced from 10 exons. Gene Ontology annotation, molecular function: dioxygenase activity. NCBI's taxonomy places the organism in Eukaryota, Fungi, Basidiomycota, Agaricomycetes, Polyporales, Epitheliaceae. The coding region runs from base 1 to 1482 and encodes 493 amino acids. The record is from RefSeq and is a predicted model, not a curated record.
AUGAACCACGGCGUAUAUGAGGAAGCGGAAGGGAUGUUUGCGAUGGGCGAGGAGGCGAUCGCUCUUACCCUCGAGGAGAAGCUCCUCUUUGAAGCAGGCUACAAGGCCGCCGGCGUGCAGUUCACAGACGACAAAGGCAGGCGCGACGUCACCGAGUUCGUCAACAUCUCCAAGGACGACGCGCUUGCCUGGCCGGCCGUCGCGCCCCGCACGUACCCCUCCGUCGUCAACGCGCGGAUGGAGUCCACCAUCACGCCGUUCGUGAAGAAGUUGCUCGCGAUCAACAAUAGUCUCAUCGGCGUCCUCAACGACAAGCUCGGGCUCCCUGCGAGCGCGCUCGCGUCUCUGCACAAGGCCGAGGAUUUCGGCGGAUGCAUGGCGCGGUUCCUCAGGGCGCCGCCGUAUUGGGCGCUUGUCGUUCCCGCACAACCGCCUCGGCGGCUUGCAGUCCGACUGUCCGUCGCCCAGCCCCUGCCCGAACACGCGAUCCGCAACAUCGGCGACGCCCUCAACAUCUUCUCCGACGGCAUUCUGCGCUCCAACAUCCACCGCGUUGUCCCGCCUCCGCGGGCCCAGGCCCAGUACAAGCGCCACACUGUCGUGUUCUUCACCCGCCCGAACGACGCCGUGGAGCUGCGCGCACUGUCCGCGGAGAGCGAGCGCAUCGCUGCGGCGGUCGCCAAUGCGCCCCCCGGGAAGUACGCCCCUGGGGUGACGGCGAUGGAGUGGCUUGUGAGGAGGGUCAAGUCGCAGAGGAUGACAAACUACAACCUCAAACUCUCCGGCGGGCGAACGACCGAGUUCCUCGCCGUCGCCGCGGAGGACGCGCUUGUGUCCCAUGGUUCCGCGCCAUAUGCCUACCCCGCCCCGGUGAACGCGCGCAUGGGCGACGCGGUGGGCCCCUUCGUCCGGCGCGCGAUCGAGGUGAACGGGACGAUGCUCGCGAUUCUCAACGAGAAGCUCAGGCUGCCGCGCAGUACGUCAGCAUGCAAGCAUCGGAAGGAGGAGUGGGGCGGGAGCGAGGUGCGGGUCACGCGGAGCCGGCCGCGCGAGCCGUUCGAGGGCACCGACGAAGCCAAGGCGACGCUCACCGCUCAUACCUACUUUGACCACCUGUCGUUCUUUCGUGACUGUUUUGGGGGGCUGCCGGCACGCGGACGUGGCGGUAUGGCAAGCCACGCGAUUGGAGAUGCGCUGACAAUCUUCAGUGGUGGCCUUCUCAGGACCUCCAACCUCCACCGCGUCGUACCUCCUGGAGAACAGCUGGCGCACUGCGAGGGAUACUCCCUCGUCUACUUCACUCCACCCCAGACGGCCCCGCCCGCAGAUCAAAGCGCGAUCAUCGCCGAUGCGGUCGCCCGCGCCGCGCCGCACCCGCACGAGAUCUUCGACCUCACUCGAGUGGUUCACGCGCCGGGUAAAGAGCACGCACGUCAACAACCAGAAGGGAACGUACGGCGAUGUUUGGAACGCUGCCCGUGA